AUGAUCGAGGCUACAAGCAUUCCGGUCUCUGAAAGAAAUACAAUAAAGAGAACUCAAAUCUACUCCAAGCAUGGCUUUGGUCAGGCUACAAAAUCAGAAGGUUCCGGAGUAGCCUAUAAGGGCAAUGUUGGUAAUCCAUACGGGAGCAACAUCAUCAGAGUCUCUGCAGAGAGUUCUAAGGCUUAUAAGUAUGUUGCGGAAUUUAAGACAGCAGGCUCUGAUAUAUGGAAAGUCGCCAUUUGGAACAAGUUUGGGCCUAAUGGACGCCUCGAUGGCUGGUUCGAUCACGCCUGCACAAUUUUCAAUUUGAGCAGCGGUCAGACGCAAUAUGUCGCUUUUGACGAUGAUUCUCAAGGAGGCUGGGCAGCUGCGCCUGGGGAGAGUAUUUCUGUCGACGAUGCCGGGGGCUACGCUUCCACUUGGGGUGAAUUCGACUUUGGAUCAUUCAUUAACCAUGGGUGGUCUGGUUUUGACGUUUCAGCGAUAGCUGCACAAGCAGGAAACCUUGAAGUCUUCGGGAUGAAAAUCUGUGAUAAUAUCACCCAGAUUUGCUCCUCCAUUACUCCAAACGCUGCUGAGGUGGAUAAUGCAUAUAUCUUCCAAAACAGAUUUGAGGACGGUAUAGGCGGUAACCUUCCGCCAGGCCCUGUGGAACUUUCAGUCACUUUAGGUUACACUGGGGUUGAGUCUACGACAUGA
This is a messenger RNA of Penicillium chermesinum, 699 nucleotides long. RefSeq lists its product as uncharacterized. The transcript has a single exon. The record is from RefSeq and is a predicted model, not a curated record. Lineage: Eukaryota; Fungi; Ascomycota; Eurotiomycetes; Eurotiales; Aspergillaceae. Gene Ontology annotation, molecular function: IgE binding. Bases 1 to 699 code for a protein of 232 amino acids. Gene Ontology annotation, cellular component: extracellular region.